This is a messenger RNA of Gavialis gangeticus (Gharial), 368 nucleotides long. It is a transcript of the gene NDUFAF3, whose product is annotated as NADH:ubiquinone oxidoreductase complex assembly factor 3. The transcript is spliced from 3 exons. Gene Ontology annotation, biological process: mitochondrial respiratory chain complex I assembly. The coding region runs from base 114 to 353 and encodes 79 amino acids. Lineage: Eukaryota; Metazoa; Chordata; Crocodylia; Gavialidae. Gene Ontology annotation, cellular component: mitochondrial inner membrane. The record is from RefSeq and is a predicted model, not a curated record.
UGCUCGGCGAACGGCUUCGUCCUGGCUGGGGCGCGCCUGAUCGGGCCCUGCAUGCUGCUGCCCACCACGCUGCUCACCUGGAACAAAUCCUGGUGCUGGGCACAGGUGACCGGAUGGAGCAGGUGGACCCUGCUGUCCUGAGCGAGGUGCGGCAGCAGGGCAUCGCAGUGGAGGUGCAGGACACGGCCAACGCCUGCGCCACCUUCAACUUCCUGGUGAGUGAGAAUCGACUUGUGGCUGCUGGCCUCAUCCCUCCGCCCUCCGUAGGCAGGACCCUCCCCUAUGCCCCACCCAGCACUGCGAGACUGCCUGACAGCGCUGCUGCUGGAGCAGGGGAGGGCGCCCCACAAUAAAGCACGUGCUGCAGA